GUGUAACCCACCAUAGGCUACACGGGAUGUUGCAUGCAUCGUAUCUCUAUAGGCCGCCACCGCUUGUGGCGUGCUUACGGCAUGCUUUGGGCGUCUCUUGCGCGAUUAUUCGCACCAGCUCGUUUUUCCUUUUUUUUCUUCCGUGUCACUCGAUAUUUCGAAUAUUCCCGGACCGAUGAUACCAAUUCCGGAGGAGGCGCCGAAUUGUUGCUGCGUCCUAACCACAACUUGCGGUCCCAACGCCAUAUCCAGAUGCUCCCUUGCAUUGUCUGCUACUACAAUAUCAAAUGGUUUAAGUGGGGUUGGAGUGGCAUACAUAUGUAUCGUAUUCAUUGCGAACUUACAGUUGCUUACCAACCCCUGUCAUUCUACCUACUGGAAUGAGUUAUUCGUUGGCUCGAACCUAUACGUACGUCAUCACGCUAGCUUUCCUAAAGUACAGUGCCAAGCGUUUAUACCAAAGAAUGUUCUUGUCUUCACGCGCCUUUUGCAAGUGUAUUUGGAUUAUUACGGCUUUAUCAACCAGAUAGCUGCUCCAAGUUCCGCUGGUAACCAGCAUUCAAUGCAUUCCAUUCUCCGCGGCGUUGGUAUCAUGAUCUGCUUCCUUGCUGCAUCAAUCACGACAUACCGUUCUUUCAUCACCUCUUCUUGAAGGAGCGCACCGCAAUUUAUUCCGAUAAUAGCAACUCAACUAAUAAGGGGCUCGCGCGCCAUAAUAGACUCUUCUCAGGAACACAAUUUAGCACAUA
Molecule: messenger RNA, 749 nt
Organism: Hypoxylon trugodes
Lineage: Eukaryota; Fungi; Ascomycota; Sordariomycetes; Xylariales; Hypoxylaceae
Exons: 1
Coding region: 176-652 (158 amino acids)
Source: RefSeq, a predicted model, not a curated record